This is a messenger RNA of Prunus mume (Japanese apricot), 1846 nucleotides long. RefSeq names its product Tetratricopeptide repeat (TPR)-like superfamily protein. Gene Ontology annotation, molecular function: protein binding. NCBI's taxonomy places the organism in Eukaryota, Viridiplantae, Streptophyta, Magnoliopsida, Rosales, Rosaceae. The record is from RefSeq and is a predicted model, not a curated record.
AAGGCAUCUGACAACGGAGAAAAAAGAUUAGGCGCUGAUGCUAUAACAUUGGACUAUCCACCAAACCAACUGCGACAGUUGACAAAGACCUUCGUCAUAUUUUAUGUUAUGAUCACCCAUUUGCAAAUUAUACAGCGAAAAAACUAAAACCCAGUUUCCGUUGAAGUCACCGCCAUUGUUUUGGCUAAGAAAUACUGUGUUUUUUUAAGCAACAAGCUACUGAUUCAAAGAGGUGAGUAGAUUUUGCUCAUAAAUAAAAAAGAGGUGAGUAGAGUUAGGAAAUGGAGGGAGGAGUGAAAGUAGACAAAUGGGGCUACGAGGUGAGGACCUCUUCAGACGCUUGCAUAUCUGCCAUCGACGAUUUCUAUGACCAGGUGUUGAGUUAUGGGAGACAUAGGUCGGUGAUAUUGGAGGCACCGUCACAUGACAAGGACUGCGUGCUUGCUAACAUUUUGGCUGCCCAUUUUCUCUGCUCCUCUGAUCCUUCUCGAGCUCCCUCUCAUCUCCAAGCCGCCAAGUCUCGGCUGGAACAAGCUACUCAAUACGAGAAAGCAGUUUUUGACGCUGUCAAUUGUUUGAUUUCUGCGAAUAGAGAUGAUGAUGUUGCUGUUGAGUUGCAUUCUAAGCUCUUGAAAAGUUUCCCUAAAGAUUUGGUCUCUCUGAAAAGGGCCCAAGUGCUCUGCUUCUACAUGGCUCGACCUGAUCUGUCAUUGGAUCUUGUUCAACAGGUUCUACCCUAUAAUGAACAAGAAAAUUACAUAUAUGGCAUGCUUUCGUUUCCUUUAUUGGAACUUGGCCGAAUGACAGAAGCUGAGAAAGCUGCAAAAAAGGGAUAUGAGAUCAACAAGCAGGACUGCUGGGUGCACCAUAACUUGUGCCAUGUUCUUCAGUAUGAUUGCCGUUUUAAAGAAGCAGUAGAGUUUAUGAAAGAGUGCUCGUCCUCAUGGGAUUCUUGUUCGUCAUUUAUGGUCACACACAAUUGGUGGCAUGUAUCUCUUUGUUAUUUAGAAGGCCAUUCUCCAAUCCAAACAAUCCUAAAUGUAUAUGACCAUUGUAUCUGGAAGGAGUUGGAGAAACCUGAUGCUGCAUCUCCAGAGGUGUACUUGAAUGCCCUUGGGUUGUUGUUACGCGUGCAUGUCCGGGGUGAAAUAGAUUCCUUUGAGGACCGUUUGAAGACCCUAGCAAAUUGCGUGACAGAUCAAGCUAACUGGUAUAUAGAGUGGCAUCUUGAUGUGUUAAUUUUAUGGGCCUUGGCUAAUACUGGUGAGAUUUCAAAGGCAGAAGAUUUGCUCAAGGGCUUGAAGUCCAGGAUUGCUGAGAUGAAGAAGAAGAAGCAACAGCUAAUGCAGAGACCAAUACAGCUUGCAGAAGCCUUGUACGAGUAUGGGAGGGGUAAUGAAAAACAAGCAUUGGAAUUGCUCGGUCCUGACUUCGAUGCUGAUGAGUGCAAGAUGAUUGGAGCCUCAGGUGAACAGCUUGAUAUAUUCAAUGAAGUCUGGUACUGUAUGUUGCUUAAAAAUGGACAAGCCACAAAAGCAAUCGAAGUGAUUGAGAAGCGGAUCAAAACAAGAGAAGGGAUCCCUUUCCUUUGGCGCCUGCUGGAGAGGGGCUAUAAACUGACAGGCAGGGAGGAGGCUACAAUUGCAAGUGAGAAAGCCAAGCUUUUGGAGACUGCAUAUUUCCCAUAACCAGUAAGAUCACAGCCAACGAAUCAAGGUGUUGUACAUGUAAUGUAACAAAUGAGGACACGAGCAAAUUUCCACAUCUUGUAACACGAACAAAUAUGUACAUUUGAUCAAAUAAAAUCGGUCUAUAGUUUCCUUAACUUGGAAACAAUUUAUGUUUU